Messenger RNA from Octopus sinensis (East Asian common octopus), 1056 nucleotides. RefSeq lists its product as uncharacterized. Bases 1 to 1056 code for a protein of 351 amino acids. The record is from RefSeq and is a predicted model, not a curated record. Gene Ontology annotation, molecular function: nucleic acid binding. The transcript has a single exon. NCBI's taxonomy places the organism in Eukaryota, Metazoa, Mollusca, Cephalopoda, Octopoda, Octopodidae.
AUGGAUUCACAUAAUCAAAAUGCUUCUGAAUAUUCAAUCGAACCAGUGAUGGUUCGCCGACAAAUAGUAUCUAAUGAUGUGAGAGAAAGUAUAAUAAACAAAUCUUUGGAUGGAUAUUCAACCAAAGAUAUUGCUCAACUGUUCAACAAGAAAUACCAAACCGUUAACAGUAUUUUGAAAAAGUUCUUUAAAACGGGGGAAGUUAUUCCAUCUAAACGUGGUGGAGAUAGAAGAUCUAAGCUAACAGACGAAAUGAAACAAGAAUUAGUUGAAUAUGUUGAUGAAGAUUGCACCAAAUCUUUGAAGGAUUUGAGCGAAUGGAUAUUUUUCAAAUUUAAUUUAAAAUUAUCACUGAGCACCGUGGCCAAGGCUUUAAAUUCUUUUCAUUAUACUCUUAAAAGAAUUACAUUAAUACCAGAAAGAAGAAACUCAGUUUCAACUAUAGAAAGCAGAGGACAAUAUGCAACAGAUUUUAGAAAUCUGGAAGCUUUGCAUAAUGAUAAAGCUUUAAUAUUUUUGGAUGAAGUUGGCUUUAAGGUCGUUACAAGACCUUCUCGAGGAAGAAGUAAAGCUGGACAUUCGGCAUAUUUAUCAGUUUCGGCAUCCCGCAGUCGAAACAUAUCGGUGGUAGCUGCAAUGAAUAAAUAUGGGAUGUUAUUCCAUAAAAUUCAUGAUAAGGCAGUUAACGGAGAAGAUUUCAAAACCGUUUUACUAGAAAUAAAAGCAUUAUGUUUAUCGAAAGAUAUUACUAAUCCUAUUUUUAUUAUGGAUAAUGCGAGGAUUCAUCACUACCGUGGACUGGAAAAUGAUACUGAAGUAUCAACUAUAAUCAGGAAAUUUUUGCCACCAUACUGUCCAUUUUUAAAUCCUAUUGAAAAUGUUUUUUCAGUAUGGAAAAACUUAGUAGUCCGUGGUAAUGCCAAGAAUGAAAAAGAUCUUAGAUGCCUAAUUACAUCUAAAUUCAAAGAAAUAACAAGUGAACAUUGCGGAUCCUUCUACAGAAAGAUGUUAACGUAUUUGAAUAGAUGCUCAAAUUCUGAAGUAAUUCAAGAAUAA